GAGCCAUGGAUAUUUCGCAACAAGAACAUUGUGAAUAUUUACUAAAUUGGCUUACUUCAAAAUCGGUUUAACAGCCGUUCAAUUGUCGAUAGUAUUUUGUAUUUUUGUGUCACCAUCACAAGACGAUUUUCUUAACGUUGUUUCACCAAGCCCAAAGAUAUUUGAGUUUAUCUUUUUUAUAUGUUUAACUAGUUAAAUAUUUAUAGUUUACGUAAGCAAUUAAAUGUUAUAAUAUUUGGUUAUGACUAAAUUACCUUGAGUGAAUGAAAGUUGAUCUAGUCAUCCAUUAGCUAUGCCAUCCAUUUCAACGACAUCUUCUCCUCAUAACACCGUCUAAUCCCACUCCCCACCACCUGAUAUGAGGGGAUCGUUAGACAGUGGUGGAGGCCAGGACAGCGGAGGAGCCAGUGGCGCCGGUCCCGGUCUAUCCCCUUGCGUUGCCAGUGGCGCGCGCAGCAAAAAGCGAUUCCCCGGGCGCUGGUCGCUGCGCCAGCUAAUCUACUCGUCGCCAUUGACGCGCAGGCGUAGCUCUGGAGGAGGCGGAGUCAGCACGUCAUCUAAGGCGCACAGGAAGGCGGAGCAUAGCGCAUCGAGUAGAGAUGUGCCAGAUGGGAAACCAGCCAAUACAUCGAAAGAUAGUGAUAAAAGUAACGUUGAACUGAAUAGAAGUACCAGUAAAUCUUCUGUAUACGCAGCUAGUACAAAGAGUACAGAAGCUGGCCAUUUCUGGGAAUGCCCUCUAUGUCUUGCCGAGCUUUCACCCGAAGAUUUUUGCGAAUUGAGCGGUUGCAGUCAUCGGGCAUGUAUUUCCUGUUUUCAGCAGUACCUGCGUGUGGAAAUCACGGAAUCUCGCGUCUGUAUAGCCUGUCCGGAAUGUCUGGAGCCGAUGCAUCCUAAUGAAAUCAGAGAUAUAUUGAACAACCCGGCGUUGUUUGAGAAAUAUGAAGAUUUCAUGGUACGCAGGGUGCUGGCAGUUGAUCCUGACACAAGGUGGUGUCCGGCUCCGGACUGUAGCUUCGCCGUUAUCGCGUCGGAGUGCGCCAGCUGCCCGAAGCUGCGCUGCGAGCGGCCUGGCUGCGAUUCCUACUUUUGCUACCACUGCAAGGCCGAGUGGCAUCCCAAUCAGACGUGUGAUGCGGCGAGGGCGCAGCGAUCGCCCAAUAUUCGUUCGUCCUCGAUCGCCUACAGUCUAGAUAGAGAUGAUAUAAAACCUUGCCCGCGAUGCCAGGUACUAAUAGUGAAGAUGGACGACGGGUCCUGCAAUCACAUGAUGUGCGCUGUGUGCGGGGCAGAAUUUUGUUGGCUGUGCAUGAAAGAAAUAAACGAUUUACAUUUUCUAAGUCCAUCAGGAUGUACUUUCUGGGGCAAAAAACCAUGGUCCAGGAAGAAGAAAAUUCUAUGGCAACUCGGUACUUUAGUUGGUGCUCCUAUAGGUAUAGCUCUAGUCGCAGGCAUAACGGUACCUGCUAUGAUAAUAGGCAUUCCGGUUUGGGUUGGUAAAAAGCUCUACGCCCGAUAUAAGACUGCAAACAAACAUAGACGUAAUGCCGCUAUAGUUGGUGGUGUAAUCGCUUCUGUGAUGAUUUCGCCGUUACUAGCCGGCCUGGCCGUGGGCAUCGGCGUGCCCAUCCUCUUGUUCUACGUGUACGGCGUGGUGCCGGUGUCACUGUGCAGGAGCGGAGGCUGCGGUGGAUCCCCCGCCGCGGACGAGGCGCCCACCCCCGAUGCUCCCGACACAUCCUCGGUGGACGCCGUCAGCUCCAAGGACGCGGUGAACCCCAGCAUCGGCGAAGCCAGUCUCAGCAUGGCUUCCGGCAGCCAGGUGCAGCUAAGGGAGGUAGAUAGAGAAAGCGCGAGCACGGUUGGGUUGGCUGGGAGUUUGCACCAAGCUAUUCAACGUCUGGAAGUUCAAGCGGACUUGGUGUCCACGCAGCGCUUGAGUUUGAGCAGUUUAACCGAGUCGGUGAACGCGAGCAUUAUUUUGGAUGAUGGCGGUGCCAGUGUCAGAGCCUUGGCCGGUAGUCUGAUGAACUACAAGACCGCCAACGGCAGUGAUUCUUGCAGCUGUGUAACCACCGAAGACUGUACUUCAGAACGUGUCCGAUUCGACGACAACAUCAGCUUCAUGGGAGCCAACCAGGCGGAGAAAACGAGCAUCGGUAGCAGCUGCAGCUUCAGAGCGCGCUGCUCUAAACCCACCGUAGGCAAAGCGUCCCCUUUGCAAGACACCCUGUCCAACGACAGCAUCUACAUUGACAUGGAAGACAACAAACCGCCGCGCAAGUUCGCCUCCCAAGCCGCCAUCUUGCGGUCGCAGUUCUUUCACUCGAUCAACGAGUGCAAGCCGGCCACGAAAAGUCUGGAUGACAAGACCAUCAUCGAAGUGUCCAACGAGACGCUGGACAAACCGCUGAUAAAAGAAACGCAGAACAUCGUGAUAUGUCAGCUGAGACCUGCUUCGUCGGAGGCUAGCGUUGACAAACAUUUGUCAAAUGAAGAAAUGUCAAAACAAGCUUCAACAGAAAGUCUGUCAAAUUGUUCCGUGCCGCUGAUUGCGGACGCGCAGAAAGUGUCAUUUAUUUGUCAUUCUGAACCGGAAAAGUCGUAAAAGUUACCACGCCCCCUCCCCCUAUACUUCGCUCGAAAGACUGAUCAGUGUGAAUUAUUAUUAACCGUUAUUUAUUGUAAAAGGCUUAAAAAGAUAUCGUCUCUCGUUUUUAUUAAUAAUAUGUCUAUAUAAGUUCGAUUGAUAAUAUUGAUAUAACGCAAUAUUUUUAUAGUUUUUUCCCUCAUUUUUAAAUGUGUUUAUUUUCGGAUUUUCUCAUUAUAUAAAGUUGCGCUAUCGCUCUGAUGAUUUUUUAAAAUUGAAGAAAAAAUUGUUGAAAAGUGUUUACAUAUUUUUUAAACGUUUACUUUUUACUGUGUAAGCGAUUAAAUCGUUGUUUAAAACGUUUGAGGAAUCCCAAAUAAAUA
Molecule: messenger RNA, 2973 nt
Organism: Sitophilus oryzae (rice weevil)
Lineage: Eukaryota; Metazoa; Arthropoda; Insecta; Coleoptera; Curculionidae
Product: E3 ubiquitin-protein ligase RNF19A-like
Exons: 12
Coding region: 359-2608 (749 amino acids)
Biological process (GO): protein polyubiquitination; positive regulation of proteasomal ubiquitin-dependent protein catabolic process; ubiquitin-dependent protein catabolic process
Cellular component (GO): ubiquitin ligase complex; cytoplasm
Molecular function (GO): zinc ion binding; ubiquitin protein ligase activity; ubiquitin conjugating enzyme binding
Source: RefSeq, a predicted model, not a curated record